Messenger RNA from Sinocyclocheilus grahami, 974 nucleotides. Its product is annotated as activating signal cointegrator 1 complex subunit 3-like. The coding region runs from base 40 to 528 and encodes 162 amino acids. Gene Ontology annotation, molecular function: 3'-5' DNA helicase activity; RNA binding. Gene Ontology annotation, cellular component: nucleus. Lineage: Eukaryota; Metazoa; Chordata; Actinopteri; Cypriniformes; Cyprinidae. The transcript is spliced from 3 exons. The record is from RefSeq and is a predicted model, not a curated record.
UGGGCUUUUCUGAGUCACCUGCCGGUGGUGGAGGUCAGGAUGAGUGUGAAGGGCUGGUGGGAGGGUUGUGAGGAGCAAACCGAGCGCGUGGUCCCUGCUAACGUCACCAACAUCAGAGACGAGUCCAGCUGGCUGCCGCUGCACGCUGACCAGGAGUACGUGCUCCAGGUGUCCCUGCGCCGCCUCAACGCCGGCCAGCAGAGAAGGAAGCAGGACAGCAAGGCACAGGCGCCACACUUCGCCAAACCCAAAGACGAAGGCUGGUUUCUUGUUCUCGGGGAGGUGGAGAAGAAAGAACUGCUGGCUAUCAAACGUGUGGGAUUUAUACGCAACCACAGCAGCGUGUCCGUGGCCUUCUACACGCCUGAGAAGACGGGGAAGUGUAUCUACACGCUGUACCUGAUGAGCGACAGCUACCUCGGCCUGGAUCAGCAGUACGACAUCCACCUGAACAUCAUCCCAGCCAGCAUUGCUGCGCAAGUCAACAGUGAGAUAUCAGAUAACGCUGGCAAAAAAGCCCCGAAGUGACCUCGCGCAACUAAACCAAAGUUUCCCUCUUGGCUUGAGAUGUGAAUUUGAUGGACAGCUCUUCGGUUCUCUUCGUGAAACUACACUGAAUGGGUGCCAACUUUUUGCUUUUUUUUCUGGUUCAAUUCAACAUUUUGAUGGUUAGAACAUCUGGGCCCAAACAGUCAUAGAUUUGAUAUCUAACACUUUCGAAUGAGAGAUCAGAUGGUUGUAAUUGAUUCAAGAGGAACCUUCUGAGAAUCAGCCUCAUCUGUUUCUCAGACGGUCACUCUUCCUGCCUUAUUACUCUUUUUACUCUUAUUUUGUGCUGCUGCUGCUUCUUUUUUUUGUACACUCUGCAUUACGGGCGAAGGUUAUGUUUGUCUAAUUAAAAUAUAAACAUAAAAAGAUUGUUUUUGCUUCUGAAUUAUGGAAAUAUUCAGUACGAAAAUCAAUUUGGUUAAAUA